AUGUUGAGAUCCAGACUUUUAAGUGACACUUCACUGAUCUCAAAAACAGGAAUCUUGUGUCUGCCACUAUUCCAGUUGGUGCUAUCGGACACACCACGUGAAGAAAAUGAAAUGUGCAUAAACUAUAAAGAUCAUUACACAAAUGGCUGGCAUAUCUGGUUCUUGCUGCUGAUUUUCCUGGUGGCUCUUCUCUGUGGAACAGUGAUCUUCUGCCUCCAGUGCUGCCUGAGGAGACUCCAAAAUGGUCCCCGAAGACACACCAUGGCUGUUUUUGCUGUUGGAGACUUGGACUCCGUUUACGGGACAGAAGCAGCUGUGACUCCAACUGUUGGAAUGCACCUACACACUCAAAACCCUGAACUGUUUUGUGUUCCCUGUUUUGGAGUUUCAGGCCCCCCGCCUCCAUAUGAAGAAACUAAAGUCAAGCCGAUUUUAG
Messenger RNA from Rangifer tarandus platyrhynchus (Svalbard reindeer), 436 nucleotides. Lineage: Eukaryota; Metazoa; Chordata; Mammalia; Artiodactyla; Cervidae. The record is from the annotation of a GenBank genome assembly.